This is a messenger RNA of Pteronotus mesoamericanus, 1648 nucleotides long. It is a transcript of the gene TSSC4, whose product is annotated as tumor suppressing subtransferable candidate 4. Lineage: Eukaryota; Metazoa; Chordata; Mammalia; Chiroptera; Mormoopidae. Bases 365 to 1489 code for a protein of 374 amino acids. The record is from RefSeq and is a predicted model, not a curated record. The transcript has 2 exons.
GCUUGACCCUCAGGUGUCCAGGACUUGGCUGCAGACCCCUCUGGAGCGCUCAGCCUCUCCCAGCAAAGAGCAGCAAACCUUCCUGCAGGCCAGGCAGGUGCCCCCGCCUCCCUGGAGCACUCGCCGCGCGCCACGCCCAGCAGCCUGUGGGUGGUCCCACCUGGCCGCGGUGCUCCUGAGGGGCCGGGGCUGCCUUUGGCCCUGGGUGGGCCCCGCUGGCUGCUGGUUCCCUCGUCGGCCCGUUCAGACCUAGCUGGAGAGGAUCGUUGGGACUGACGGAGAGGACGUGUCAGGGGACCCGCUCCCUGGCCUGUGCUGCUCCCCGGGUCGUGGUGUCUCUCCUGCACGUUCACUCUCUGGUCUGAUGGUCGGCUGUCGCUCCCUCCCUCCCUCAGCUACAGCGGAGCCUCUGAGCAGAGCUGAGCUGGGCACUGCGGGGCUGAGGCCACCACCUGGCCUCCGCCACCUGUGCCUGCGCUCUGCCCAUCAGCCGCCAGGCGUCCGCACUGGCAUCCAGCGCACGGGAAGGUGCGCUGCGGCCUCGGGGCCCAUGGCUGAGGUGGGGGCAGGUGAGCCCGCCCCCGGCGUGGAGGUAGAGCAAGAGACACCGUGUGACGCCCUGCCUUCGGACACCGCUUCCCUCAGUGACUCGGACUCCGAUCUCAGCCUGCCUGGCAGCGCCGAGCUGGAGGCCCGGUCCCCGGAGGAGCUGCCCGUGGAGGCCGAGGGGGACUCGGGCCCCGAGGAGCCCCCCUCGCCGCCGAGGGGCCUCCCCGCAGCCGCAGCACAGCCUUUCCACCUGCGGGGCGCCAGCAGCUCCUUCUCCCAGCGCAGUCGCAGCAUCUUUGACUGCCUGGAGGGCGUGGCCAGGCAGGCGUCGCACGUGGGGCUCCAGACCAGCCCCGGCCACCAUGGAGGCUUCAAACGGCCCCUGGCGCCCUCGAGCCAGCCUUUAGCAAAGUGCCCAGGCAGAGCCAGUCCGAGCCCUGUCCCUCCAAGGGCGCCCCCCGUCCCCGACUACGUGGCCCACCCUGAGCGCUGGACCAAGUACAGCCUGGAGGACGUGGCUGAGGCCAGUGAGCAGAGCAACCGGGCUGCCGCCCUGGACUUCCUGGGCCCCCGGAGCCUGGACCCCCCCAGCAACUGCGUGUCCUCCUUCAACCAGGACCCCUCCAGCUGCGGGGAGGGCAGAGUCAUCUUCACCAAACCCGCCCGGGCCGCAGAGGCCAGACCCGAGCGGAAGCGGGUCCCCAGGAAGGCGGGAGAGCCGGGCCGGGGCGAGGCGUCGGUGGAGCUGGCCCACCUGGCCCGGCCCGGGAGCCCGGAGGCUGAGGAGUGGGGCGGCCUGCCCGAGGGGGCCCCCCACCGCGGGCCAGCAGCAGGCCCCUCCGUGGUGGAGAGUGUCGGCUUCCAGAGCAGCAGGAAGCGGAGUAGAGACCACUUCCGGAACAAGAGCAGCGACAAGGAGGCCCCGGGGGCCGAGGUCUGACCUGGGAGACUGCCCGGCUGUAGGAGGCUGGCCCCUUGGGCAGGGAGCCGGUGGGCUGCCUGUAGGCGGCCCCAGCUGGGGCUCAGGCAGUAUGGUCUUGGGAGCAGAGACCUUGCCAAGGGGAUGGCGGCGGCCCUGGCCGUCUGGGCACCCGUGGGG